Molecule: messenger RNA, 897 nt
Organism: Trachymyrmex cornetzi
Lineage: Eukaryota; Metazoa; Arthropoda; Insecta; Hymenoptera; Formicidae
Product: glucose dehydrogenase [FAD, quinone]-like
Exons: 3
Coding region: 1-786 (261 amino acids)
Molecular function (GO): flavin adenine dinucleotide binding; oxidoreductase activity, acting on CH-OH group of donors
Source: RefSeq, a predicted model, not a curated record
AUGACAGAGAACCUGGUCGCGAUAGAACUGCGUAAGCUCGAGAUGAAGUUCGACAAACCGAUAUUCGUGGCUGUUCCUAACAUAACUUCCAUCACCAUAAGUCGUAAUAAGAUAUAUCCUUAUAUUAAUGCGAGCAAGCUGUCAGAGGAUGACUUUCCCGACGUCGAAUUGGUGUUAGGCGCAAGCUCGUUAGCCGGAGAUGCUUCCGGCAGCUAUCGUAGUCUUUUAGGAUUAACAAACGAAUUUUACAUGGAAGUUUACAGCGAUUACAAGGACUUUGAUAGCUUUAUGAUCGUACCUGUGCUUCUGCAACCUAAGAGUCGCGGUAGACUCACUUUGAGAAGCAGCGAUCCAUGGGACUCGCCGAUUGUGGACACCAAUUAUUACGGUCACGAGGAUGAUCUGAAUACAAUGGUGCAAGCUAUAAAGAUCGCGAUUGAAGUAGCUUCCACGAAGGCGUUCAAGCGUUUCAACACUAUGAUGCUGCCAGUACCGUUUCCGGGAUGCAAGCACGUCGCUUUUAAGAGCGACGCAUACUGGGCUUGCGUCUCCCGUCACGUGUCGACGACUCUGGGUCACUACGUGGGCACGUGCAGAAUGAGCACUCGGAAGAAUUCGGGAGUGGUGGACCACAGGCUGCGGGUGCACGGCAUCGACGGUCUCAGGGUCGUGGACGCCAGCGUGAUGCCGACUAUAAUCGCUGGUCACACGAACGCACCGGUGUACAUGAUCGCCGAGAAGGCCAGUGACAUGAUUAAGGAGAACUGGAAAGGUUCCGCUUCAUGAAAUGUGUGGGAAGCGGGAGGAAGUAGAGAUGCUACGACGCGUGAAACGUGGGACGCGCGAUUGCGAAAGCAUGAUAAAGUAGAGAAUUUUCUUUUAUCUGUAGAGGCGAGA